UCCUUCCUCUGGCCCCUUUUACACUUCAACGCGCAUGAUUAUGGCGCACUCGGAUGUCACGUGCUCCACCCGCGCAUGCUCCGUACGCUUUGUUCCUUAGCCUCGUACACAGGAGAACAUUGCGGGAAAACGAAUCGAAGCUUGCUAAAAGCAGCCCGAACAGCUCUUAUCGGCGGUCUUACCUGAGAGCGGCAGCCACUUGGACACGCUGAUGGCGGUCACCAUUGAGGAUCUGUAUCGAAACUACGGGGUUCUAGCUGAUGCUAAGGACAACCUCAGUCAGCACAAAGAUGCUUACCAAGUCAUCCUGGCUGGAGUGAAGGGCGGUCCAAAGGAGAAGCGGCUGGCGGCUCAGUUUAUUCCCAAGUUCUUUGACAACUUUCCAGAACUGGCUGAUGCUGCCAUCAAUGCCCAGCUGGACCUUUGUGAGGAUGAAGAUGUUUCUAUUCGACGGCAGGCUAUUAAGGAGCUUCCACGUUUUGCAACUGGUGAAAACAUCUUCAGAGUCGCCGACAUUCUAACCCAGCUCCUCCAGACAGACGAUACAGCAGAGUUCAACCAAGUGAAUGCAGCACUAAUUUCAAUCUUUAAAAUGGAUGCUAAGGGAACUCUUGGAGGACUCUUCUCCCAGAUCCUGCAGGGGGAGGACAUAGUGCGAGAAAGGGCCAUCAAGUUUCUUUCCACCAAACUGAAAACUCUACCCGAAGACAUAAUGACAAAGGAGGUGGAAGAUUAUGUCUUUGCAGAGACCAAAAAGGUGCUGGAGGACGUGACAGGAGAGGAGUUUGUGCUCUUGAUGCGUGUCGUGUCGGGCCUGCGAGUCCUGCAGACGGUAAAUGGCCGGCAGCAGCUUGUGGAGUUGGUGGUGGAGCAGGCGGACCUGGACCAGGCUCUUAACCCUGCAGACCCUGAUGCUGUGGACCGACUCCUGCAGUGUACACGCCAGGCCCUCCCGCUGUUUUCUAAAAACGUUCAUUCCACCCGUUUCGUCACCUACUUCUGUGAAAACGUCCUGCCCAACCUCAGCACCCUCACGAGCCCGGUGGCUGAGCUGGACAUCCAGCUGGAGGUGCUGAAACUGCUGGCUGAGAUGAGUCCAUACUGUGGAGACAUGGAGAAGCUGGAGGCCAACCUCACCAUGUUGUUUACCAAGUUGCUGGAAUACAUGCCCCUCCCACCAGAAGAGGUGGAAAAUGGAGAGAACUCUGCAAGCGAGGAGCCCAAACUGCAGUUCAGCUAUGUGGAGUGCCUGCUCUUCAGCUUUCACCAGCUGGGCAAAAAGCUGCCAGACUUCCUUCUGGACAAAGUGGACGGCGAGCGGCUCAAAGACUUCAAGAUCAGGUUGCAGUAUUUUGCCAGGGGGUUACAGGUUUACAUCAGGCAACUGCGAGUAGCUCUGCAGGGAAAGACGGGAGAUGCUCUGAAGACAGAAGAGAACAAGAUCAAAGUGGUUGCGCUCAAGAUCACAAACAACAUCAACAUCCUCAUCAAGGAUCUGUUUCACAACCCUCCAUCUUUCAAGAGCACAGUGACCCUGUCCUGGAAACCUGUCCAGAAGGCAGAGGCAGUAGCAGCCAAACGUUUGUCAAGUGAGGAGAUGGGUUCUGGUGGGAGCACAAAAAAACAGAUCACUCCUCUUCCUCGGAGGGACGCGCGGCAGAUCUACAACCCCCCCAGCGGCAAAUACAGCUCCUCCAUCGGCAACUUUAACUACGAGCAGCGCGGCGGAUUCCGGGGGGGCAGAGGACGAGGCUUCGGAACCCGAGGUAACCGGAGCCGAGGCCGGAUCUACUGAGACAGGCGUGUACAUAUUGCUGAUUGAACUGCAUCACAUCAGGAUCUUUGCUUCCCGGGACGGACUAUGUCUCAAGAGUUUUCUUACUUUUUUUUUUCCAAUAAAUGUUUCAGUUCCAACACAAUGAUUUUAGUUGGUGUUUUCAAGGUUUUGUUUUUUGUCUUCAGGAGUAACUUUUCUAGAUACCGUGUCAUUAUUUCCACCUAGUGUUUCCUUUAGCCAAGUCUAUCGAAAUGAGUGUAAUUUUCUUCUUCCACAGAUUUGAAAAAAGAAUCGGUGUAUUUUGGUUUAAUAGAAGACGUGUUGUGGCUGAAAUGUUUUGUCAAAUAGUUGUAGGAACAUGAAGAUCCUUUUGUUUUGCAUCUUGUUCAUAAAUGCACCCGUUUUUACCGUUUUAUUUAAUCGUGUUUUUAUCAGAGCUUCAUUGGAAUUGGCUGACUGUACUACUUUGUAUGAAUUAAUGCUGUUUCAUUGGAUUUUUAUCAUAAACUUCUGCGGAAGAAAAGGUCUUUUGUGUCUCACUUGUUAAAUUCUCCUUAAUGAACUUGCAGCUUUCAUUAGAGAUGCAGAUUAUUUCCUGUUUUUUCUGUUAAUGUCAACAUAAAAACUGGCAACAAAUAGACAAAAUCUUAUCGUUUCCAUUUCCUAAAGCAGUUUGUUCAUUUUAUUUUUUACAUUUCUAUAUAAAAUGACUUAAUUGUGCACCAUCAGAGUGUAAAAUGUGUUCAUGUUUUUCAUCUAAAGAGUUUUUUUUUCAUUUUUAAUGGAAGAAUCGUCAAAGUA
Oryzias melastigma (Indian medaka) is the source of this 2578-nucleotide messenger RNA. It is a transcript of the gene api5, whose product is annotated as apoptosis inhibitor 5. Gene Ontology annotation, molecular function: RNA binding. Gene Ontology annotation, biological process: negative regulation of apoptotic process. Lineage: Eukaryota; Metazoa; Chordata; Actinopteri; Beloniformes; Adrianichthyidae. The coding region runs from base 212 to 1795 and encodes 527 amino acids. The record is from RefSeq and is a predicted model, not a curated record. Gene Ontology annotation, cellular component: nucleus. The transcript is spliced from 15 exons.